Molecule: messenger RNA, 3007 nt
Organism: Carya illinoinensis
Lineage: Eukaryota; Viridiplantae; Streptophyta; Magnoliopsida; Fagales; Juglandaceae
Product: U-box domain-containing protein 44-like
Exons: 4
Coding region: 350-2800 (816 amino acids)
Biological process (GO): protein ubiquitination
Molecular function (GO): ubiquitin-protein transferase activity; protein binding
Source: RefSeq, a predicted model, not a curated record
CCUUUUUCUCUCUUCCACGAUAUUUACCGGCCUCUAUUAUCAGAUUACUUUUUCCUUGCUCUUUCUUUUGCCUUUGGGCUGUCCUGUUGCUUUCCUGAUCGCCACAAAGCCCCCCCUCUUUCCUUCUAUAUCUUCAAAACUUUCCCACUUCCAACAACAACACAGUCUUUAAUACCAGUCUCUACCAGUGUGUCAAAAAGUCUAUGGAGCUAGAGCUGCUCAUCGGAAUCUUCUCUGCUCAACAACGUCUCCACCAAGCGAUGAUUGCCUACGAACUGUCAGACUAGGAUUAGGGUUUCCUCGGAGAGACUCUUCCAAGAAUUUAAGGCACAGGGGUAAUUUAGAUGAGAUGGCCGAUAGUUUGGAUAGGACUCAUGGGAGUUAUGACCUUGGCAGCUCGUCAGAUGAGAGCAAUCAUUUUGAAAGACUGUACCUCGAGCCUAUUUAUGAUGCAUUUGUCUGCCCAUUGACGAAGCAAGUUAUGCUCGAUCCUGUUACCUUAGAGAAUGGACAAACUUUUGAACGAGAAGCAAUUGAAAAGUGGUUCAUGGAAUGCAGGGAGAGUGGAAAAAAGCUGGUGUGCCCAUUAACGCUAAAGGAAUUAAAAAGCACAGAUCUGAAGCCUAGUAUAGCUUUGAGGAACACUAUUGAAGAGUGGACUGCUAGGAAUGAAGCUGUUCAGAUUGAUAUGGCUCGUAGGUCAUUGAACCUGGGGAGUUCAGAAAGUGAUGUUCUGCAAGCUUUGAUGUGUGUUCGGUAUGUCUGCCAAAAGAGCCGGUCAAAUAAGCAUAUUGUACGUAAUGCAGGCUUGAUACCCUUAAUUGUUGACAUGUUAAAGAGCAGCAGCCGUAAAGUUCGGUAUAAAACUCUGGAAACUCUUCGAAUUGUGGUGGAGGAUGAUGCUGAGAAUAAGGAAAUGUUGGCUGAGGGAGACACCGUGCGCUCUAUAGUAAAGCUAUUGUCUCAUGAACUCUCCAAAGAGAGGGAGGAAGCUGUAUCUUUGCUCUAUGAACUCUCCAAAUCUGAAACAUUGUGUGAGAAAAUUGGCUCAGUAAAUGGAGCAAUUCUUAUAUUGGUUGGAAUGACAAGCAGCAAAUCAGAGUAUGUUUUAACUGUUGAAAAGGCUAAUAAAUCACUUGAAAAUCUGGAGAAGUUUGAGAACAAUGUGCGGCAGAUGGCUGAAAGUGGCAGACUGCAGCCUCUUCUGACACAAAUCCUUGAAGGGCCACCUGAAACCAAACAGUCCAUGGCUGCAUACCUCGGUGAGCUGGUCUUGAACAAUGAUGUAAAAGUCCUUGUGGCUAACACGGUUGGUUUGUCUUUGAUUAACAUCAUGAGAAAUGGUACUAUUCAAUCGAGAGAAGCUGCUUUAAAAGCUCUAAACCAGAUCUCAUCUUAUGAGGCAAGUGCCAAAGUGUUGAUAGAGGCAGGGAUACUUCCUCCUCUUGUGAAGGACCUUUUCACUGUUGGUGCCAAUCAGCUUCCAAUGAGACUAAAAGAGGUUUCUGCCACAAUUCUUGCUAAUGUUGUGAACUCAGGUUAUGACUGCGAUUCUAUCCCAGUUGGAUCUGACCGCCAGACUCUGGUCUCAGAAGACAUAGUGCAUAACCUACUACAUCUCAUUAGCAACACUGGUCCAGCAAUUGAGUGCAAGCUUCUCCAGGUUCUUGUUGGACUCACUAAUUCUCCAACUUCCAUUCUUAAUGUUGUUGCCGCCAUAAAAAGUUCUGGUGCUACUAUCAGUUUGGUUCAGUUUAUUGAGGCUCCACAGAAUGAUUUGCGUUUAGCUUCCAUUAAACUUCUACGUAACCUUUCCCCACUCAUGGGUCAGGAACUGGCUGAUGCCCUUCGUGGCUCAGUUGGCCAGCUCAGCAGCCUAAUUAAAGUCAUAUCAGAAAAUAUAGGAAUCAGUGAAGAGCAGGCUGCAGCUGUUGGCCUUUUAGCUUAUCUCCCUGAGAGGGACUUGGGCCUUACCAGGCAGAUGCUAGAUGAGGGUGCCUUUCGGAUGAUCUUCUCUAGAGUGGUUAGGAUCCGGCAAGGGGAGACUAGGGGCAGUCGCUUUGUCACUCCAUUCCUAGAAGGUCUUGUACGGGUUCUUGCGAGAGUUACAUUUGUCUUGGCUGAUGAACCUGAUUGCAUUGCACUCUGCCGUGAGCACAAUCUUGCUGCAGUAUUUAUUGAAAUGCUUCAGGCCAAUGGACUAGACAAUGUACAGAUGAUCUCUGCCACAGCAUUGGAAAACUUGUCUCUUGAAUCCAAGAAUUUGACGAAAUUGCCCGAGUUGCCAGCAACUGGUUUUUGUGGCACAAUAUUACCAUGUUUUAGCAAACCACAUGUCAUAACUGGAUUGUGUAGGCUUCAUCGAGGGACAUGUUCACUAAAAGAAUCCUUUUGUCUUCUAGAAGGACAGGCCGUGCCGAAGUUAGUAGCCCUUUUAGACCACACAAAUGAGAAGGUGGUUGAGGCAGCACUUGGGGCAUUAUCUACUUUACUGGAUGAUGGGGUUGAUGUUGAACAAGGAGUAACAGUGCUCUCGGAGGCAGAGGGAAUCAAACCUAUACUUGAUGUUUUACUUGAGAAACAGUCAGAAAAUCUAAAGAGGAGAGCAGUUUGGGCCGUUGAAAGACUUCUGCGAAUUGAUUAUAUUGCUUAUGAAGUUGCUGGAGAUCCAAAUGUGACUACUGCACUUGUUGACGCAUUUCAGCGUGCCGACUAUCAAACCCGGCAGAUUGCUGAACUUGCCUUGAAGCAUGUUGAUAAGAUACCUAACUUCUCUGGAAUCUUUCCAAACAAGGGAUAGGCCCUUUGUAGAUGGUGUACUCAUUAAGUUGAUGAGUACAAGGACCCGUAUGUAAUUCUUCUUUUCUCCCAUUUUUAUUUCAUGGCUGGCUUGGAAAUCAUAAAUAUAAAGGUAGAUAUUGUUGUAUACAGAUUUUCUUAUUUCCCAUUUGUAGGGGGUUUUGAAAGCUGUUGAUUUGUUCUUAAAUAAUGAUUCUGUUUCUAUCAA